CCUACUUUACCCAGUUCUCUGUCGUUGAAUUGCUGUAUUUUUUUUUAGCAUGGUGAUGAUAGCUCCAUAUCCUGGAUCAUGUCCGAUUAUAAUAAUGUUUCGAUCCUUAUUCCUGUGUCUGAAAUAUUGAUGGUGAUUGAUGAUGAUGAGAAAAUAGCCGCCAUCGAGAGUAUAUAUAUAUAGACAUAGUGUAUCCAGCAAUUACGUACGACUAGCUCAAGCAAAUUCAAAGGCUCAUAUAGCCAGGUUCCAAUAAUAUCAUGCACAUGCGAUCGACCAUCAUGAUUUUAUCUGCAUUAAUUGCUUUCAUAAUUUAACCGAACUGCAUAUGGCCGCAUGACGUCUCAUUUUCUGAGUAUUAUAUAAUGGCGACAACGGCGCCUCUGAUAUGGACGAGAAAACACAUACACACUCAACUCACAACAGUAUGUAUAUAUCUGCUGCUGCUGUGUAUAAAGCUGAAGGAAACUGCAAUAUAUUAUCAGUACGUACCUCAGGUGCUUUCUUUUCAUGACAAACUGGAUGCGUCAUUUUUGUUUGACUAUAAGAAGUUGUGUGGUCCGAUCAACUAAAGCGAUUCAUAUAACCUCUAGUAUGCUGAUAUAAGUAAGACUGAUAUAGGGCCUAUGCAUGGUCGUCUUGUGAAUAAUAUCUUGGCACGACUCGGGUUCACUUGUUUAUACAUCUGUUAUUGAGAUCUGAAACCUUGAACAUGAGCGAAGAGGAAGCGUCAAGGAAAUGGUACUCGGUCCGGAAGGUCGAUUUCAAGUUGACUUGUGAUUGCCUGGACGAUGUGUUGAGACAGCAUAAACGUGUGCCAUUUAUAGUCUACGCUACAUAUCGGUUAAUUUUGGCUCUCUACUUCUUCGCCUUCCUGAUCUUCUUUGGCGUAAGCAGUGCCGAGUUUCUAGGAGUCAAAUUUCUCAUCUACUUGACGGACUGGACUUACAUAGUGGUCACACUCUAUGCUAUGGUUGCCUGUUUUAAUACCCUCACAACCAAAAGCUGCUAUUGCAUUGGCGGCUGCAUAGGAAAGGGUAUUUUCCGGAAGCAGGUCCAGUGGUUCCUUCUCAACAUAUCCGCCGCGGUUUCCCUUAUAGUCACCGUCGUAUACUGGACCGCACUCCGCCCCUUGAUGUCUGAGAAGCUCCCUGUAUACCUCGAUGUCACCAUCCACCUCCUACCGGCUGUCAUCUGUCUCGUUGACAUUCUUCUCACCACCGUCAUCGUCCGCUUCGUCCAUGUCGUCUACCCGUUCGCCUACCUCUUCUUCUACCUGCUCUUCGCUGUGAUCUACUGGGCGGCCGGUGGUACGGACCCCGCCGGGAAUCCCUUCAUAUACCCCAUCAUCGACUUCGGGAACUAUCCCGGGAUCUCCGUCGCGUCGGUGAUCGGCGUCUGUCUUGCGACGCUGAUGGCCCAGGCGGCGUUGAAAGGUUUAUACGCACUGCGUCAUCGCUACAUUGAUGAAGUACGACCAGAUGACGCGGUUUAUUACAGCCAUCAAGUUUUGGAAGUUGAACUGGAGAACCAAAGAUGACCCUAUACCAAGCUUGAUGCUUAAAAAAGUGUUCUGUCUCUCUUUCUCUCUAUAGCUAUUUUAAUUUCAUAUUGCUCCUUCCCUUGCUCCGUCUCUCUCUGUAACCCACCCCUCUCUCUCUCUCUCUCUCUCUCUCCCUCGUUCUGUCUCUGUCUCUGUCUCUCUCUCUCUCCUUAACCCACCCCUCUCUUUGUGUCUCUUUCCCUAACUCACCCUUCUCUUUCCAUUGCUCUCUCUCUCUCUCUCUCUCUCUCUUGAGAGUAAAUUUUACACUCUCGGGUAUGAUUUUCCUUCCUUGAAAAGUAGGUUUUGUUAUUGAAUUCAAAAGUCUUUCCAAUUAAAGCUUGGUGCAUCAUACAUGUACAACUCCAACUGCCAUGCUACGUCAAAUUUUCCAAGAAAAUGGCUGCGCCCAUGUCAUGCCAAGGAAUCUUUAUUUAUAUCUCUUGUACACGUUCAUAAGGUUUAUUGUGCAUCAAAAGGCAUGAAUUCAUCUCGUUUUCGGAAUACCUACACUUAGUCUUUGGGUUUAGUUCUCCUUUGAAGGGAAAACCUACCUUGAUAGCAAACUACUGUAGAGGAAAGCAGAAUGAUUAAAGAAGACUGGUUAAAGUUUAAAAUUUCCCACUUUACUACUUUUAGCUACUUGCCUGUCAUUCCCCCAUGACCCCCUUUUCUUAUUUGUUAUUGAGAGCUGAUUUGAUGAGAUAACCACCCGUCAGUGACCUUGCAGUCAGCUAUGAACGAAAGGUUACCAUACAUGUUUCGAAAGAGUGUAUGAUAUUCUGAAUCGUUUGGUAUCAUUUUUGUGUGGUAUGUGUUAACGCUUGGAUGAACAGGAGGCGUUAAUUGUUUGCGAGAGUGCAAAAAUCGACUUGCGCAAAAUUAUUAGAGUGAGAGGAUGAAUUGAAUGUAUCAAAUGAGAUGCAUUGUUUAUGCUUUUUCAGAAGUAAGUUCACACACACACACACACAUAUUGUGGCAUAUUAUUAGUGAAUUUCAAUUCCAUUUUGAUAGUUAAUGGGAAAUUUGCGAUUUUACAGAAAUGUUCAUUGGUUAAUAAAGACUUGGCUGCGUGUGUUUUUGCAUUGUGCGAGUGCGUGGAAGUGUGUCUGUGUAUGUGACUGAUGACUGAGUGAAAAUGGAAGGAAAGCAUGUGAAGGUAAAAUAACAAAAAAUGAGUGCUAUAAGGCUAUGAAAUUAAACAAGUCUCCUGGCAAUGAUGGUCUUAGUUACAGUUGAAUUUUAUUUUACGUUUUGGUUAAGUAUCGGAAAUAUUUCGGUAGAUGCUUUAAAUGAAGGUUAUGUCAUGGGGAGAUUAUCCAAAAACAAGGGGUUAUUACUUUGAUUGGGAAGGAAGGGAAAGACACAACAAAGUAUAUGCCGAUUACAUUAUUAUAUGUUGUUUACAAAAUGUUGUCAAAGGUGUUAGCUACAAGAAUUAAGGGAGUACUUGAGGAAGUCAUACACGUAGACCAGGUGGGCUUUAUGAAUAAUCGUAAUAGUGGAGAAGCGGUACGUUUAAUUAUUGAUGAUAUGUUCUGUUUUUUUAAUGAGGAGUCAGAUGAUAAAGCCUGUAGUUAUUUGAUUGCGGUUGAUUUCGAAAAAGCAUUCGAUUCCGUAUCUCAUACUUUCCUCUUCGGAGUCUUAGAAAUAUUUGGGUUCGGUCCCUAAUUUUGUACGUGGGUAAAAAUUAUUUACGGUAAUAUAAGUAGCUGUGUUAUGAUUGGGGGUUUUGCUACUGGUUAUUUUGAUAUUAAGCGAGGGGUAAGACAAGGAGAUCCACUCCCGCCCUAUUUAUUUAUUCUCGCUAUUGAAAUAUUGAUAACAGUAGUGAGGAAUGAUGAGGUUAUUAAAGGCGUUAAUAUUGGAGGAAUUGAAGUCAAACAAGAUUUAUAUGCAUAUGACAUGACAAUAUUUGUUAGAAAUAAAAAAUCUGUAGAAAGAGUAAAGGAGAUUUAUACGUUAUUUAAGAAAAUAAGUGGUUUACGGGUUAAUGCGGAAAAAACUAAUAUUAUGAAAUUGGGGAAAAGCAAAGACAAAUCAGAAAAACCUCCCUUCGGAAAUGUGGUUAAAGAAAUUAAGAUUUUGGGAUUUUAUUUUGCGUUAGACGUCAGAAUAAGAGAGGAAAUGAAUUAUAACGAGAUUUUAAGCAGAUUAAAAGCCUUCUCAGAUGGUGGAAA
Strongylocentrotus purpuratus (purple sea urchin) is the source of this 3723-nucleotide messenger RNA. RefSeq names its product protein rolling stone. The transcript has 3 exons. The record is from RefSeq and is a predicted model, not a curated record. Gene Ontology annotation, cellular component: membrane. Lineage: Eukaryota; Metazoa; Echinodermata; Echinoidea; Camarodonta; Strongylocentrotidae. Bases 713 to 1540 code for a protein of 275 amino acids.